CAAUCCUAGCCUUCCGUUUCCUUCUCUUUUGCUCACCAUCCUUCAUCGGAGACACAAGGAAAAAACAGACCUCUGCAAAAUAAUAAUAAUUAUAACACACAAUAAUAAUUACAUUCAGAAAAACAACAAAGUCUUUUAGAGAGAAUGGGCCUUAUAAACUCUAAAAACUUUAAAGCAAAACUAGCCCAAAUUCUAAUGCUUGGGCUUGAUUCAGCAGGGAAAUCCACGCUCUUGUACAAGCUAAAAUUCAACGAUGUCUUCCAAACUUUGCCAACGAUUGGUUUCAACGUGGAGAUGAUUGAAACGAGAGAAAACAUUGCCUUAACUGUCUGGGAUGUUGGAGGCCAACACCAAAUGAGGACUGUUUGGAACAACUACUUGGAAAACACAGACUGUCUGGUCUACGUUGUGGACAGCACAGACAAGCAGCGCUUGGAAGAGUCAAAGAGAGAGCUGGAGCUUAUUUUGAAGAAUGACAGGAUAAAAAAUGUGCCUGUGGUUGUACUAGCAAACAAACAGGACCUUCCUGGAGCUCUGAGUCCUGAGGAAAUAACCAGGAGGCUCAACAUGAAGAAGCAUUGUCAUGACCGAAACUGGUACGUACAACCCUGUUGUGCAAUUACAGGUGAGGGCUUGUCAGAAUCACUUUGGAAAGUGACAUCGUUUGCAAAAUCCUACAUGAAAUCUAAGCAUGAAGUUUUUACUAUUUUCAAGCAAGCUUAACAUAUCCUAAUCUGAUAGGAGGAAGUAGAACUGGGCAUGGUUAGCCUUGAGAAGACUGAGGCAGCACUCUUCAUGUAUUUGAAAAGUUAUCACACAGAGGAGGGCCAAGAUCUCUUCUCGAUCAUCCCAGAUUUCAGGACAUGGAAUAAUAGGCUCGAGUUAAAGGAAGCCAGAUUUUGGCUGAACAACAGAAAAAACUUUCUAACUGUUAGUGAGGUACAACAAUGGAACCGAUUACCUAGGGAGGUGGUGGGCUUUCCAACACUGGAGGCAUUUGUUGGGUGUGCUUUAAGUUGGAUUCCUACACUGAGCACAGGGUUGGAUUCAAUUGCCUUAUAGGCUCCUUCCAGCUCUACUAUUCUAUGAUUCUAUGAGGACUAUCCAUAACUGACUGAGACAAAAAGUCAGUUCUUUAAUGGAAUAUCUGAUGCUGCUUUUCAGACUUUUCUAAGACAGAAUAUAUUCAUACCAGGUCAGUUUACUCUUUUGAUCCUUUGCAUUACUUCUCGGAGAAAUACUAUUUUGCUGUGCUUUAAUAACUAAAUGUAACUGUGGCUGUCUUAAAUUCUGAAUUCAAUGUUUAUGCAACUUCAUAAAGAACAGGUUUAGAAUGCUUUUGAAAUGUUAAAUGUCUGGCAUCCAUUUUAUUUCCAACAGGAUGCAAAUAAUAAGAUGAGUGUAACUGCCAAAUAAAACUAUACAACA
Rhineura floridana is the source of this 1428-nucleotide messenger RNA. RefSeq names its product ADP ribosylation factor like GTPase 14 (gene ARL14). The record is from RefSeq and is a predicted model, not a curated record. NCBI's taxonomy places the organism in Eukaryota, Metazoa, Chordata, Lepidosauria, Squamata, Rhineuridae. Gene Ontology annotation, biological process: vesicle-mediated transport; intracellular protein transport. The coding region runs from base 145 to 723 and encodes 192 amino acids. Gene Ontology annotation, cellular component: cytoplasm. The transcript has a single exon. Gene Ontology annotation, molecular function: GTP binding; GTPase activity.